Rhizopus microsporus ATCC 52813 is the source of this 835-nucleotide messenger RNA. RefSeq names its product S-adenosyl-L-methionine-dependent methyltransferase. Lineage: Eukaryota; Fungi; Mucoromycota; Mucoromycetes; Mucorales; Rhizopodaceae. Bases 131 to 787 code for a protein of 218 amino acids. The record is from RefSeq and is a predicted model, not a curated record. The transcript has 5 exons. Gene Ontology annotation, molecular function: S-adenosylmethionine-dependent methyltransferase activity; protein methyltransferase activity. Gene Ontology annotation, cellular component: eRF1 methyltransferase complex.
AAUUUCAUGUGCUGCCUGUUUUUUAUAUUUAGAGAGAGAUUUCCCGAAUUAAGCGAGGAAGCAGUAUAAAAUCGUGAUACCGAAACUGACAACAUUUUCAGGCAUUUUUUUAAUUUUUAUAAAAAAAAUAAUGAUACCAACUCCCGAUUUAUCUCACUUGAAAAAGCAAGACUAUGAAAGAGUGUAUGAACCUGCAGAAGAUACAUUUUUAUUAUUAGACGCUCUUGAACAGGACGAGAAGCUGAUCUUGCAAAUGAAACCUAGAUUCUGUUUAGAGAUUGGAUCAGGUUCUGGUUGUGUUACUACUCUACUUGCUAAAAUAGUAGGCGAUACGAAUGCAGUCUUUUUCACAACGGAUAUCAAUUCAUAUGCAUGCAAAAUAACACGAGAAACAGCAGUAUGCAACAAGGUUAAAUCAGUUGAACCUAUUAAUACCUCGCUUGUUCAAGGACUGUUACCACGAUUCAAGAAUAGUAUAGACAUUCUCUGCUUCAACCCUCCUUAUGUCGUGACGACGCAUGAAGAGGUGGGGAGUAUAGGCAUUGAAGCUGCUUGGGCCGGAGGAAUUGAUGGGCGAGAAGUCAUUGAUGAAUUACUGCCCUUGGUUAAAGACUUAUUGUCGCCUCAAGGCGUAUUUUAUUUACUGCUAAUCAACGAAAAUAAGCCUAAUGACGUAGUAGAGAUCAUGAGAAAUACAUACAAGAUGAAUGCAGAUAUCAUAUUACAACGUCGUGCUGGUCGAGAAAAACAAUACAUUUUGAAAAUUCAGCAUUCAUUUAUUGGAUAGUGGAAGUAGUGCUGCUGAUAAUCACAUUAUAGACUGACCUAAGCAUAA